CGAGUCCUUCGGCGGCCGUGACGGGAGCAGCGGCGGCGGCUGGGGGCGGCCGGGGCUGGGGGCUCCGCGGGGCCGCCGCGUCCGCAGCGCCGCGCCAGGAGGGCCACCGGGCGUCCCGUCACAGCCCGGGCGCUGAGGGGAGCAGCGGCCGUCGCCCCUGCGGGCGGGACGGACGGGCGGAGGGAGGGAGGGGGCGACCUCCUCCCGUCCCCCCUCCUCCCCCCCCCUUCCCCCCUUUCCCCUCCGCUCUCGCCCUGCCGGGACCCGCAGGGUGCGGGGAGCCCAGGCGGGGGCUGCCUGUGCGGCGGCCGCGGAGCAGCGCCCCCGCUGAGGGGGGAGGAGGAGAAGCCGAAGCCGCCCCCGCUCCAUGAGCGGCGCUCGUCCGCUCCGCUCUGCCCAGGGGAUCCGCGGCCGGCCGCCGCCGCAACAGCAGCAGCAGAAGCAUGUGGAGCCCGACCGAGGAGGAGAAAUACGGCGUGGUGAUAUGCAGCUUCCGUGGAGCUGUGCCGCAAGGCUUAGUCCUGGAACUAGGUGAAACUGUCCAGAUCCUAGAGAAAUGUGAAGGCUGGUACAGAGGUGUUUCCAUUAAGAAGCCCAAUGUAAAGGGGAUUUUUCCUGCAAACUAUAUUCACUUGAAAAAGGCAAUUGUCAGUAACAGAGGGCAAUAUGAAACAGUCGUUCCACUUGAAGAUUCUGUUGUGACUGAAGUCACAGCAACACUACAGGAAUGGGCUGUGCUCUGGAAACAGCUGUAUGUGAAACAUAAGGUAGAUCUUUUCUACAAACUGCGCCAUGUGAUGAAUGAACUCAUUGACCUACGUAGACAGCUGCUGUCAGGUCACUUGACACAGGAUCAGGUGCGAGAGGUCAAGAGACACCUCACAGUGAGGCUGGACUGGGGCAAUGAACAUUUGGGCCUAGAUUUAGUUCCUCGGAAGGACUUUGAGGUUGUGGAUUCAGAUCAGAUCAGUGUUUCAGAUCUUUAUAAAAUGCAUUUGUCAAGUAGACACAGUGUCCAGCAGAGCACAUCACAGGUGGAUACAAUUCGUCAGCGUCAUGGAGAAGCUUGCCGUAUGCCAGUGCCUCAUCACUUCUUCCUCAGCCUAAAGAGCUUCACCUACAAUACAAUUGGAGAAGACACAGAUGUCUUUUUUUCUUUGUAUGAUGUUCGAGAAGGCAAGCAGAUCAGUGAGAGGUUUAUGGUGAGGUUAAACAAGAAUGGAGGCCCCAGGAAUCCAGAGAAGAUAGAUCGAAUGUGUGCACUUUUCACGGAUCUCAGCAGCAAGGACAUGAAGAGAGACUUGUACAUAGUUGCCCAUGUAAUUCGAAUAGGUCGCAUGUUGCUAAAUGAUUCGAAAAAAGGGCCCCCACAUUUACACUAUCGCCGCCCCUAUGGCUGUGCAGUGUUAAGCAUCAUGGAUGUACUUCAGUCAAUUUCUGAAAUAAAAGAAGAGAAGGAUUUUGUUCUCAAAGUUUACACGUGUAACAAUGAAAAUGAAUGGUGUCAAAUCCAUGAAAAUAUUAUUCGCAAGUCCAGCACCAAAUACACAGCACCCAGCUCAAACUAUGGACUUAUAAUAUCUCUUCAGCUUCUUCGUGGUGACAUGGAGCAGGUUCGAAGGGAAAACCCCAUGAUCUUUAACAGAGGGGUUUCUGUUACCAGGAAGCUGGGUUUCCCUGAUGUCAUAAUGCCAGGUGACAUACGCAAUGACUUAUACCUGACAUUAGAAAAGGGAGACUUUGAAAGAGGUGGGAAAAGUGUGCAGAAGAACAUUGAAGUGACCAUGUAUGUUCUGUAUGCGGAUGGAGAAAUCUUGAAGGACUGCAUCAGCCUGGGCUCAGGAGAGCCAAGCAGAAGUGCAUACCACUCUUUUGUUCUUUACCACAAUAACAGCCCUCGAUGGGGGGAAAUCAUCAAGUUGCCCAUCCCCAUAGACAGGUUUCGUGGGUCUCACCUCCGGUUUGAGUUCAGACAUUGCUCCACAAAAGACAAGGGAGAAAAGAAGCUCUUUGGUUUCGCUUUCACUCCACUGAUGAGAGAUGAUGGCACUACCUUGUCAGAUGAUAUCCAUGAACUUUAUGUUUAUAAGUGUGAUGAGAAUAGCACAUUUAAUAAUCACGCACUCUACCUGGGGUUGCCUUGCUGCAAAGAGGACUACAAUGGCUGCCCCAACAUCCCUUCCAGUCUCAUUUUCCAGCGCAGCACCAAAGAGACCUUUUCAGUCUCCACACAGCUUUCUUCUACCAAAUUGACCCAGAAUGUGGAUCUGCUUGCUCUACUGAAAUGGAAAGCUUACCCAGAUCGUGUGAUGGAUAUCCUAGGAAGACUGAGACAUGUCAGUGGCGAGGAAAUUGUUAAGUUCCUACAAGAUAUCCUCGACACGUUGUUUGUAGUUUUGGAUGACAACACAGAAAAGUACGGCUUGUUGGUCUUUCAGUCUUUGGUGUUCAUCAUAAAUCUACUGCGUGACAGCAAGUAUUUUCAUUUUCGACCUGUGAUGGACACUUACAUUCAGAAGCACUUUGCAGGAGCACUGGCUUACAAAGAACUGAUCCGAUGUUUGAAGUGGUACAUGGACCGUUCAGCUGAGCUUGUGCGCCAAGAUCACAUCCAGGAAGCAAUGAGAGCCUUGGAAUAUCUUUUCAAGUUCAUUGUCCAAUCUCGGAUCCUUUACUCCAGAGCUACUUGUGGAAUGGAGGAGGAACAGUUCCGCACCAGCAUCCAGGAGCUUUUCCAGUCCAUCAGAUUUGUGCUCAGCUUGGACAGCAGGAGCUCUGAGACUCUCAUCUUCACACAGGCUGCUUUGCUGAACUCCUUCCCCGCUAUCUUUGAUGAGCUGUUGCAGAUGUUCACUGUGCAGGAAGUAGCAGAGUUUGUGAGGGGUACUCUGGGCAGCAUGCCCAGUACCGUGCACAUUGGACAAUCAAUGGAUGUUGUUAAGCUACAAUCCAUUGCACGCACUGUUGACAGCCGCCUGUUCUCUUUCUCAGAGUCCCGGCGUAUCCUGCUACCUGUGGUUCUUCACCACAUUCACCUUCACCUACGACAGCAGAAGGAGCUACUCAUCUGCUCUGGCAUUCUCAGUAGUAUUUUCUCCAUAAUCAAGACCAGCUCUUUGGAGGGAGAUGUCGUGGAGGAGGUUGAGAUGAUGGUGGAAAGCCUCCUGGAUGUGCUUUUACAAACUCUGCUUACAAUCAUGAGUAAAUCGCAGUCUCAGGAGGCGGUAAGAGGGCAGCGUUGCCCGCAGUGCACAGCAGAAAUCACUGGAGAAUACGUGUCCUGUCUUUUAUCUUUGCUCCGUCAGAUGUCAGACACUCAUUUCCAGCACUUGCUGGACAACUUCCAAAGCAAGGAUGAACUAAAGGAGUUCCUCCUGAAGAUUUUUUGUGUAUUUCGGAACCUGAUGAAAAUGAGUGUCUUUCCUCGAGACUGGAUGGUGAUGAGGUUGCUCACCAGCAAUAUCAUAGUUACAACAGUUCAGUACCUGUCUUCCGCACUGCACAAGAAUUUCACAGAAACAGACUUCGAUUUUAAAGUGUGGAACUCCUAUUUCAGCCUGGCAGUGUUGUUCAUAAACCAGCCAAGUCUGCAACUAGAAAAUGCCACACCAGCUAAGAGAAAGAAGAUUCUAGAUAAAUAUGGUGAUAUGAGAGUGAUGAUGGCAUAUGAGCUCUUCAGCAUGUGGCAGAACCUGGGUGAACAUAAGAUUCAUUUUAUUCCGGGAAUGAUUGGCCCUUUUCUUGGUGUUACACUUGUUCCACAACCAGAAGUCCGAAAUAUCAUGAUCCCUAUCUUCCAUGACAUGAUGGACUGGGAGCAGAGAAAAAAUGGCAACUUCAAACAGGUGGAAGCUGAGUUGAUUGAUAAGCUGGACAGCCUGGUAUCUGAAGGAAAAGGUGAUGAGAACUACAGAGAACUCUUCAGCCUACUAACCCAGCUCUUUGGGCCUUAUCCCAGUUUGCUGGAGAAGAUUGAGCAGGAAACAUGGCGGGAAACUGGAAUCUCUUUUGUUACAUCAGUUACUCGCCUCAUGGAGCGUCUGCUUGACUAUAGGGAUUGUAUGAAAGGCGAUGAAACAGAAAACAAGAAAAUUGGCUGCACUGUUAACCUUAUGAAUUUCUAUAAGUCAGAAAUUAACAAGGAAGAGAUGUACAUCCGUUAUAUCCACAAGCUGUGUGACAUGCACUUACAGGCUGAGAACUAUACAGAGGCUGCAUUUACUUUGCUUUUGUACUGUGAGUUGCUUCAGUGGGAGGACAGACCUCUGAGAGAGUUCCUGCAUUAUCCAUCUCAGUCAGAGUGGCAACGUAAGGAAGGUCUGUGCCGUAAGAUUAUCCAUUACUUCAACAAAGGGAAGAGCUGGGAGUUUGGUAUCCCGCUGUGCAGAGAGCUGGCCAUACAGUACGAAAGCCUCUAUGACUACCAGAGCCUCAGCUGGAUUCGGAAAAUGGAAGCUACCUAUUAUGAUAAUAUCAUGGAACAGCAGCGCUUGGAACCUGAAUUUUUCAGAGUUGGUUUUUAUGGUCGAAAAUUCCCAUUUUUCCUGCGGAAUAAAGAAUACGUGUGUCGGGGCCACGACUAUGAGAGGCUGGAAGCCUUCCAGCAGAGGAUGCUGAGUGAGUUUCCACAAGCCAUUGCAAUGCAGCAUCCCAACCACCCGGACGACUCAAUAUUACAGUGCGAUGCCCAGUAUUUACAGAUCUAUGCAGUCACUCCCAUCCCAGACAAUAUAGAUGUGCUACAAAUGGACCGUGUCCCUGAUCGCAUAAAGAGCUUCUACAGAGUCAACAAUAUCCGGAAAUUCCGCUAUGAUAGGCCUUUCCACAAAGGCCCAAAGGACAAGGAGAAUGAAUUUAAGAGCUUGUGGAUUGAACGUACCACUCUGACCUUGACUCACAGUUUGCCUGGGAUUUCUCGUUGGUUUGAAGUGGAGAGAAGAGAACUGGUUGAAGUAAGUCCUUUGGAAAAUGCCAUUCAAGUGGUUGAGAACAAAAACCAGGAGCUGAGAACACUGAUAAGCCAGUACCAGCAUAAACAAAUGCAUGGUAACAUUAAUCUUCUCAGCAUGUGUCUGAAUGGAGUGAUUGAUGCAGCUGUGAAUGGAGGAAUUGCACGAUACCAGGAGGCCUUUUUUGAUAAAGAUUAUAUCACGAAGCACCCUGCAGAUGCAGAGAAGAUCACACAGCUCAAGGAACUCAUGCAAGAACAGGUACAUGUUUUAGGAGUGGGUCUGGCAGUCCAUGAGAAAUUUGUACACCCAGAAAUGCGUCCUCUGCAUAAGAAACUGAUAGACCAGUUCCAGAUGAUGCGAUCCAGUUUGUACCAUGAGUUACCUGGUUUGGAUAAGCUGAGUCCAGCCUGUUCUGGCACUAGUACACCACGCGGCAAUGUUCUCGUUUCGCACGGACCAAUGAGCCCGGAGAGCAUAAAGCUGUUGCAUCGACACAGCCCACUGAACAUGCUUGGUUCAGUCCGACACUCGUCAUCCUCUCUGUCAUCACACACCUCCAGCGAAACUGGAAACCUGGUUAUCCUGACAGACAGUUCCGUGGGGGAGACUGCUGAGGAUAUGUACCACAUGCAGCUUGUUUACCCUAACUCCAGGUACCAAGGCUCAGUCACCAACGUGUCUGUUUUAUCCUCAUCCCAGGCCAGCCCUUCCACCUCAAGCCUGAGCUCUACCCACUCAGCACCAUCCCAGAUGAUUAACUCUGCCCCUUCCAGUGCACGAGUGCUGGUGAAAGGUGCUGGAUUGACACCACUGGAGGCUGAAGCCCUCUAUUUAUCCACAGAACAGAUACAGCAUGGGCGGCAGCCGUGCAAGCUUCCCCACGCUGCCCCCACCAAUGUGCCUCAUCUCUGUCCUGGAGGGACCACCUCUAGAGGCUCUCCCUCUCUACCAGAUAAGUACCGCCACACUCGGGAGCUGAUGAUGUUGCUGCCAACCCACCGGGACCGACCUAGCAGUGCCAUGUAUCCCACGGCUAUCAUGGAAAAUGGACAGCCUCCAAAUUUCCAGCGCGCCUUGAUCCAGCAAAUGAUUGGGCCUUGCAAACCUUGCAGUGAUCCCAACCUGUCUGUGGCUGAGAAAGCUGUGCCAGCAGCGCCCAGUAGCUGGAGCCUAGACAGCGGAACAAGAGAGGCCCUGCCAUUCCUGUCUGCCCACGUUGGGAGCAUCUUGGCCCCACCAGUACCUCCCCGAAGCCUGCCCCAUGGACACUACGCGCUGCACUUUGAUGCCUUCCAUCACCAGCUCAGUGAUGCUCCUCCGGCACUGCCUGCACGAACACUGCGCAAGUCCCCUCUUCAUCCUAUCCCUGCAUCACCCACCAGUCCUCAGUCUGGUCUAGAUGGAAGCAACUCCACUUUAUCCGGCAGUGCCAGCAGUGGUGUCUCUUCCUUGAGUGAGAGUAAUUUUGGACAUUCUUCUGAGCCACCUCCUCGCACAGACACCAUGGAUUCUGUCCCCAGCCAGGCCUGGAACACUGACGAAGACCUAGAGACACCCUACCUCCCUGUCAGGUACAGUCUCUCUGAGCCUGAUGUCCUUGAGUCGCUCAAAUCCCAGCCAUGCCGAAGCCACUCCGCUCCAUCAGGAGUCAUUCCUCAGGACACCAUGGACCCUCCCGCUCUACCCCCCAAACCGUACCACUCCCGGCUGCCAAACAUGGAGAACGAGGAGGGAAUGAUAAUUGAAGAUGAUGACAAACACCGCCCGUUGCAUCGUAAAGUGUCCCAGCCAGUGAGCGGCGGGAAGGAAGAGCAGGCCAGGGUAGCAUGGGAGCAUGGCAUCAGUGAGCAGUAGGGACAACUCCUGGUGAGCAGCUUGCAUCAUCAGUCCAGGUCUGAGCAGAAAGCAGAGAGAUGAGGACUCAGAACAGCAAGCCGCCUUUCUACUGCCGCAGGUUUAUGGCUGGAGCCCACACAAGCAACUGGGCCAGCAUGGGAGGUUGCUGCUUUCCUUUUAAAUUUCUUUUUACACCUUUCCGUUAUGUUUUUUAACUUUUGGUGCAGUGGAUGGUUAUUCCUUCUGCAGUUUCGUAACCGCACCACAUGGCACACAAGCCAUAGAGACCUGCAGAAGCUGAAGAAUACAAUUUUAAGCGGCAGGGGAAGAAGGGGGAAAUUUGGCAAGUUGAUUUUGAAACUGCUUUCCUCCUAGUUCUGAGACCCACGUGAGUAGAAGCAGUUGCACUAGGGACAUAUUUUGUUGCUGUACAGAAGUGAAAGCUCAUUGCUGAAAUCAGGGAUUUUAUGAACUGUCGGUCUGGAAGGUGCAUGAGCUGCAGGCAGUGGAAAAGAUGGCAAUUCUAAGAAGAAAUUGGCUCUUUUGAGAGCAGGAUUGUACAUAUCUGUGCAGUGAUCUCCCUGCAUUGGUUCAUGGGUGCUGAGGCAAUCUAACCAGUGCUGAUGCGCUGAUUUCCAAGAUAUCAUUUCCAACAAACUCUGCCUCCUUUGUUUUUUAUGUACUGUUUGAUUUCUUAAAUUUUGCUUUCACUGGCUAAACCAACCUGCUUUCUCAUUGGAACCAUACGCUAUUCAUCAGUGCUACAGGAUGAGGGGAGGUUAGUAGCCAUUGGAGCUGCGACUGAUUGUAGGCCUUUCCCAUGCCCGACUUCGGGCAGGCUGUUGACACCAGCAUUUCUAUUCUGGUUUAAAAAAAAAAAAAAAAAGUUUCUCAUGCCACAGCUGGUUGGCAACUCACCAGUAAAGAAAAGGUGGCUUAAAUGCAUCACGUCCAACAAUCCUUGCCUCAGGGCUGAACAUCACCGUUCUCAUCGCCUUCCAUCACCCAGGAGCUGAGAUUCAUGAGAUUCAUCACCCAACACCAUGCUGUCCUCAGCCCCUCUAAAUCUCACCACAGCUGGUGUGCAGCAGCUCCAUCUCUCACAGCAGACAGAAAACACUUAAGACGCAAGAAAAGCCCAGUGUUUAGUGUGCACCCUAGAGUCAGGAAUCUUAAAGGCAACCUGUAAAGAAGAAACAUUUGUUUCCUCUUUUGCUUCUUUAGAAUGUAUAAGAAGCUUAAGAGCUUCUCUCUUCUGGAAGGUUUCUUUUCUCCCCAUGCAGUAAAACAUCUUUCCCCCUAUGCCCUGCCUCCUCCCACCCCCCUCUUUUUAUUUAUUUAUUUAUUGUCAGGCUCCAGAAAGAAAUAAAGAAUUUGGUGCAAGUGUAGUUUUUUGUGAUUUUGGUGGGAAAAAAAGAAAAAUCAGGAAACGGAACUAUGCAGAGGUGGAGACAGUACAAGUCUAUGUAUACAAAACAAGCCUUUUAAUCAGUAUUUUCUUAGUUCAGUACAAGACAAGCCAGGAAAAAGUUCUGUGGUAACAGAGCCAAGAUCUGUUCUUCAAAAAGAACUAUAAGAAAUCUUUUAUUCCUAUUUUCGUAUUUUUCAAGAAACUUUCAAUCUAAAGAAAGCAUCAAAUAUUGAAUGUUUUUAGAUAAGCAAUGCUCCUUUCUGCUACUAUGCACGUUUUAGCCUUCCUUAUAACCAUGUCCACCUGCAGAUUGCAAAGCACACUUCAGACGAUGGUAAGUUUCCACUGAAAAAUCUGAAGCACAUUCAAAUGAAGACUUACCUCCACCACAUAAAUUAGUGUCAGAAACAGGAAUAGCAUCAACUGUUAUAUCCAAUUAUUGCCCUAGCCACUCAGUUUCUCAUGCUACAAACAGUGUAAAGAAGCAAAAAAGGAUCUAAGUCUUUUACAGGUCACCUUUAGCACUACCUCUAAAUACAGCGACUGGGCAGAGUACGUUGCUUCUGAACUCCUAAAGAUGGUCAGUAUGAAAUCUGCGCUCUGUCAGCUGUCAUACGAAGGGGAUUUUAAGAGGAUGUAUUCGUUUUCUUUCUCAAGCUCUAGCCCAUGCAAAAGUAAUAAAUUAUGGAUUUGUUUCUUAAAUGGCCUGUUUGGCCUGGAACAAAGUCUCUCGUGCUUCCUCUAUUUUGUUAUUAACACAGGCUGCUUGUAAUCCUUACGACCUUCACAGUUAAGAAGAGAAUGAUAUUAAAACCUGACCUACAGCAGACAUUUCAUCUCUAGCAGGAACAAGUUUUCCAAUGGUAGGACCAUCCUAACUGGUAAUGAACCAAGCUGGGUCUGUGGUAUAGAACACAGGUGUGAAAAUUCAACUCAAUUAUGUUUUCAGUGAAGGUAAGUCAAGGUAAUUCCUUAGAAAUUAGUGUAAUAUUUCCAGUGUGUUAUCCUUCAAUUUGACUGAGAUUCUUCAAGAGAAAUUCUUAAGAGAACCAAACAUUCAAUUCCACCUCCCCUACCCCUGUUUCUUGUUUUGUUUUCUGGCGGGAGGGUUGAAAGUAGUAAAGGUACUGAUUUACUGAACUUCCUCACUGGGGAAAAAGAAACAGCAGGUCUUGAAAAUAAAAAUUUGCAAAAGCAAGAAUGCAAUGAACAUGGGACUAAGUCCCAGUCAGCUGGAAAACCUGCCACCUGGAGCUCUAAUCAGUCUUACAGUGUGCCACCUUGCUCUGAUUAGAGAGACUACAACAGCAGUUGAGUCCCUUUUGGGUAUCUGACAUAAUUACAUAUUUGUAAGGGUCUGAAGAUCAAUCAGAUGUUGUAUACAAAUACCUAAAUUAUGACAGAUCCACACAAAAAAAAGGACGGAAUUACUGAAUUUACUAAAUACGAGCCUCUCUGAAGUUAAGUUUCUGUUACUGUUCUGAUGUCUACCACAUAUUCUGUCUCCCUUUUCAGUGCUAACUUAAAGGGUGCAGAAGAUAAACGGCUAUUGAGAUCUUGUGAAUGCUGGAACUAAUAAUGCAUGGAAGUAAUACUUCUCUGGAGGGUGGGGUGGCUGAUAGCAUAGUACAGCUCCAACAGCAAACUCAGGCCUGGAGCAGGUGGAAGCAACAGCAGUUGUUGCACUUGUCUAACAGGAUUGGAAGAUUCUUUGUAUAAACCACAGUGACGGGAUGUUUUGAACAGGACCCGUUCAUGCUAUACUUAACUCUGAUUUAAAUUUAAUAUGUACUUGGGUUUUCUUUGCAUAACAAAAUAGCAUGUGCAUUCCUCAAAAAAUUGGCGGAAUUCUGCAAAUCUCUCCAUCGUGAGUGUACCUGCUGGCCCCAUCUGAAACAAAAAGGAGAAGAAACUACAGUAAUAGAAGAAAAGCAAUUAGAAAAAAUUCUCUGAAUCCCACCCUUUUUUUUUUUUUCAAUGACUGGGUUGGUUUUCUUGCAGUGCCCAAAACUAAGAUUCUUUUCCGUCCUUUCCUUCAUUUCCUUUUUAGCUUACUUACCAUUUCUUAGGUAAGGGAUUCUUGCAUAUCCCUUCUGUGGGAGAAUCAGCCAAAACUGGGGAGGCUGGAGAGAGCAAGAGCCUUUGGGAAACAAAUUAUGUGAUAUUUGAAAUUUCCUCUAAUCAUGCUUCUUUGUAAAUACUCCCAUUUGAAUGCUGUGUAUUUGUACAGGAAAUUGAGCAAAAAAUGUAUAGAUUGUGAUGUCUGACUGGUAUUCUGCCCUGUAAAUGUGUUUUUAACCUCUGGCAUUCUGUGCUUAUUUAAAAAAAGGCAAAAACCUCUAACCACUUCUCUUUUGUGUAUCCAUGUUUAAAAUAAAAUCAAAACAGCUAUCUUAUCUAUAACGGAAAUCAAAUUUAAAAGGAAAAAAAUAAUUUGUACAAGUGUCCUGAAGGUACUUCAUUGUAUAUAUUGUGAUAGCAUGUUUCCAGAACCAACAAAUAAGUGGUGUGAAUUUUAGAUGUAAAUAUCUGCUGUUUGUUUUGGGUUUCUUUCCCUUACCCAUUCACUCGACUGCUGUGAUGUGGAAUUAAAGAUUAAUACCUGAUAU
Messenger RNA from Oxyura jamaicensis (ruddy duck), 10808 nucleotides. RefSeq names its product dedicator of cytokinesis 3 (gene DOCK3). Gene Ontology annotation, biological process: small GTPase-mediated signal transduction. Gene Ontology annotation, cellular component: plasma membrane; cytoplasm. The record is from RefSeq and is a predicted model, not a curated record. The coding region runs from base 444 to 6806 and encodes 2120 amino acids. Gene Ontology annotation, molecular function: guanyl-nucleotide exchange factor activity; small GTPase binding; GTPase activator activity. The transcript has 55 exons. Lineage: Eukaryota; Metazoa; Chordata; Aves; Anseriformes; Anatidae.